This is a messenger RNA of Candida dubliniensis CD36, 339 nucleotides long. RefSeq names its product DNA-directed RNA polymerase II core subunit. The transcript has a single exon. Gene Ontology annotation, cellular component: RNA polymerase II, core complex. NCBI's taxonomy places the organism in Eukaryota, Fungi, Ascomycota, Pichiomycetes, Serinales, Debaryomycetaceae. The coding region runs from base 1 to 339 and encodes 112 amino acids. Gene Ontology annotation, biological process: transcription-coupled nucleotide-excision repair; transcription initiation at RNA polymerase II promoter; DNA-templated transcription. The record is from RefSeq and is a predicted model, not a curated record. Gene Ontology annotation, molecular function: zinc ion binding; nucleic acid binding; DNA-directed RNA polymerase activity.
AUGGCAUCCUUUAGAUUUUGUGCAGAAUGCAAUAAUAUGUUAUAUCCUAAAGAAGAUAAAGAAGGUCAAAGAUUACUUUAUGCAUGUCGUAAUUGUGGAUACACUGAAUUAGCAGAAAACCCUAAAGUUUAUCGUCAUGAAUUGAUUACUAAUAUAGGUGCUACUGCAGGUGUUGUUGAAGAUAUUGGGAAUGAUCCCACUUUACCUCGAUCAGAUAAAGAAUGUCCGGAUUGUGGACAUCAUGAAUGUGUGUUUUUCCAAAGUCAACAACGAAGAAAAGAUACAAGUAUGAUCUUGUUUUUUGUUUGUUUGAAUUGUAAACAUGUUUUCCAGGCAUAA